AUGAACAGGAUAAUCUUCUUCGAGGACAGGAACUUCAAGGGCCACUCCUAUGAGUGGACCAGUGACUGUAGCGACAUGGCUCCCUUCCUGGCCCGCUGCCACUCCUGCAGGGUGGAGAGCGGCUGCUGGAUGGUCUACGACCGCCCCAACUUCAUGGGUAACCAGUACUUUGUCAGGAGGGGCGAGUACGCCGACUACAUGAGCAUGUGGGGGAUGAGUGAGUGGGUCAAGUCCUGCCGCUUGAUCCCAAUGCACAGAGGACCCUACAGAACGAGGAUCUACGGGAGGGAGAACUUCAUGGGCCAGAUGAUGGAGAUCAUGGACGACUGCGACUCCGUCACAGAACGCUACCACUGGUCCAGCGGCUUCAUGUCCUGCCAUGUGCUAGACGGCCACUGGCUCCUGUAUGAAAUGCCCCACUACAAGGGCAGGAUGUGGUACUUCCAGCCUGGAGAGUACAGGAACUUCAGGGAGAUGGUGGGAACAGGCAGCAUGAGAUUCAUGAGUAUGAGACGUAUAUUGGAUUGCUGGUAUUAA
Molecule: messenger RNA, 537 nt
Organism: Electrophorus electricus (electric eel)
Lineage: Eukaryota; Metazoa; Chordata; Actinopteri; Gymnotiformes; Gymnotidae
Source: RefSeq, a predicted model, not a curated record